Messenger RNA from Leptinotarsa decemlineata (Colorado potato beetle), 397 nucleotides. RefSeq lists its product as uncharacterized. NCBI's taxonomy places the organism in Eukaryota, Metazoa, Arthropoda, Insecta, Coleoptera, Chrysomelidae. The record is from RefSeq and is a predicted model, not a curated record.
AUGGUCGCUAUGCUGUAGUAUUUUGGGCUCUCCAUGGAUAUUUCGUCCCUACCAAUAAAAUAGUCACCAAGGACAGUUCUGGAAAAUCCAGUGUGACUAAAUUCACCAUCAAGGAUUCCCAAGAAUCUUUUUUGUAUAUUGGAAAUUGCCAACAACAAGUAGAAGAGCACAUACGGUUUUUGAAAUCGAAGAAGAAAUCGAUUCAACUGUGUAUCUUAUGUACUGGAGAUGACAUAAAGUACCCAACAGACAUAUCUGUUUAUUUUGAUGAUAUCAGAUACCAAUUUUUACAUAUACUCCGGGCUGUAGAUAUAUGUUAUAAAAUCAUUUAUUUAUUUGAUCUUGAUUUUCCUUUAGAAUCAGAAAUGUUUUGGAAUUUUAUAGAACUCUUUUUUUU